UUUAUCCUCAACAUCUCAUAUACAUUAUUAAAAAUUUACCUAGGAACAGGUAGAAAACCUGAAAAGGAAGUAUGGCGACCUAACUUUUUACAAAAAGCGACAAACGGCCGGGGAAUAGUCUCUACCUACUUCUUAUAUAAGAACAGCUUUAGUUGCAAUACAUAUCAAAACCGCAACGGAUUUCAUUCGAGCAACACGUAAUAUUUUCAACCAUUAGCAAUUUAACAACAUGGCAUCUCAAAACGUCGCUAAUCACCUUAAGCGCCUUUACAACGGAAGGCAACAAACAAGGAAGAUACAUCCAAUCAGUGCAUCUUGGAACGUGAACCAAUCUAACAUCUCUCGUAGCAAUGGGACAGAGCUGUUUCUAAAAGAAAAGCCACAAACUGGAGCAAACACCAAACCCGAAGUUAAGACUGAAAUUAAAAACGGUAAAUUACCGCAUAUAUCAACACGUAAAUUACGCGAACGGCUUGUCCACCUGUUGGCCGUUAACUCAUACACCAGGCAAGAAAUAAACUCAGUCUUCCAAAAGGAAGGAUUACGUCCUUGUGAACGACCAACACUCGUGUAUGUACUUAAGGCUGUAGCUCAGCUAAGUCGCAACGUAUAUAGUUUGCGCCCGAAUAUCUGGAAAGAAGUUGACGAAAAUUGGCCUUAUUACAAUGAGAAGGAGUUGCAACAGCUGAAAAGAUGCAAAGAACAGAGUUUGAGAGGGCCAAACAGCUCAAUUGAACUAACAUCUGAAUCCAACGAAAGUCAGUCACUGAAAAGACACCAAGAACAGAGUUUUAGAGCUCCAAACAGCUCAAUUGAACUUACACCUGAAUCCAACGAAAGUCAGUCACUGAAAAGACACAAAGAACAGAGUUUGAGAGCUCCAAACAGCUCAAUUGAACUAACACCUGAAUCCAACGAAAGACACAAAGAACAGAGUUUUAGAGCUCCAAACAGCUCAAUUGAACUUACACCUGAAUCCAACGAAAGCCAGUCGCUGAAAAGACACAAAGAACAGAGUUUGGGAGCACCAAACAGCUCAAUUGAACUUACACCUGAAUCCAACGAAAGUCAGUCACUGAAAAGACACAAAGAACAGAGUUUGAGAGCUCCAAACAGCUCAAUUGAACUUACACCUGAAUCCAACGAAAGUCAGUCACUGAAAAGACACAAAAAACAGAGUUUUAGAGCUCCAAACAGCACAAUUGAACUUACACCUGAAUCCAACGAAAGUCAGUCAUCAACAAAUAGUACAAUUCUACCCCAUCCAGUCGAAAAUAACUCACUAAAGAGAGAAAACACAUCAAAGCGAGCAAACUUGGAUAACGUUGAGCCACAACCGACAAAGAAAAGGCGCAUUGAAUCAGUGCAAUCUACCAGUGAUAAUCACACCACCUCCCAGCCGGCGAAAACUAAGGCUUCCACCAGCAGUAAUUCAAAUACCAUCGAGCCACCUAAAUAUGACUUUGGCGAUUAUACGGAAAUCACAAAUUUCGAACAGCGGCAACGAUAUGCAACUGCGUUUGAUCGAUACCAUGAGGAAUAUAUGCCACUCUUUCAGCAGACCACAGAGCUAAGGAGCAGUUUCCGCGAGCUCGGUGCACAGAUUCUUAAUAUGUCCGAAGACUGUCCGGAAUACGAGAACAUCAGUGAACGUAUAGCGACUACAUUUCUCACCCUUAAUAGCGAAGAUCAGCUCCGUCGUGAGGAACGUGUCCGCUAUUUACACGCUAAACUGGCACAUAUUAAGCGACUUAUAACGCUCUUCGAUAGCAAACAUACAAAGGAAAUAGCGAUGGCUUUCGCAACGGCAAUGGCUAAGAAAUAUGAGUUGAGACAAGAUCGUUUUGAAGCCAUAACCGAUAUUGAAGAGGUGGUGGGAACAUCGAAACCAAUCACAAGAUGGCACAAAGAUGGAGCGACAGCUACAACACAUGAUGGGUUGCCGCCUACAAAACAGGAAUACAUAAGCGAUAUUUUGGCUGAAGAUCUUGCGCUUUCGGAAAGCGACAGUGACGAUGACUGAUGAAUAGUUAUUAGAUUAAGAUUUUAUGUUUAAGUUUUUAUGUAAAUAGAUAAAUA
Messenger RNA from Bactrocera neohumeralis, 2079 nucleotides. RefSeq names its product RNA polymerase II elongation factor Ell-like. Gene Ontology annotation, cellular component: transcription elongation factor complex. The record is from RefSeq and is a predicted model, not a curated record. NCBI's taxonomy places the organism in Eukaryota, Metazoa, Arthropoda, Insecta, Diptera, Tephritidae. Bases 230 to 2023 code for a protein of 597 amino acids. The transcript has a single exon. Gene Ontology annotation, biological process: snRNA transcription by RNA polymerase II; positive regulation of transcription elongation by RNA polymerase II; transcription elongation by RNA polymerase II. Gene Ontology annotation, molecular function: cis-regulatory region sequence-specific DNA binding.